Molecule: messenger RNA, 312 nt
Organism: Drepanopeziza brunnea f. sp. 'multigermtubi' MB_m1
Lineage: Eukaryota; Fungi; Ascomycota; Leotiomycetes; Helotiales; Drepanopezizaceae
Source: RefSeq, a predicted model, not a curated record
AUGUUUACUUACGGCAGCUCGGAGGAUGGGAAGAAUGUUGCUGGUGAUGUAACGCAGCGGAAGUGGUCCGAGGAAAACGGGCUGCCAGGCGGACGUGGAGGUUGUUUGAUUAUAGAGAGCUGCCAGGUCAGGCAGGGCUUUAGCCGUGAUCACAAUCAUGAUGAUACUCUGGCUUAUCUGAAGCUUAAACCCUCGGGCUGCGGCGACCUCUGUGUUGGACUUUGGUUCUCCAUAGAGCGACUCAGAUACUGCGGCAAGAAGCACGACCUUGCUGCCGACCAUGAGUCCGGCCCGCCAGCCAACGCUGUGUAA